AACGUGUCUCAGGAUGACCCUGACAAUCCGAUAGGCGUUCAAAAUAUAUAAGCUGGUGAAGCAAUGCAAGAUUUUAGAGAUCUUGGUAAUAAAAUAGACGAGAAAAUUAAUGUGUCUCAAAUGAUAGCACAAUUAAAUACGGAUCAAAAAAGGACAUUCGAUAGAGUCAUUGAUACUAUAAGGUCAGAUAAUUCGAUAUUACGAUUGUAUGUUAGCGGAGAAGGUGGAACUGGAAAGAGUUUCUUAAUUAAAACAAUUAAGUGUUGGAUAAAACAAUAUCUCAAUAAAGAUACCGCUAUAGCGGCACCUACUGGCAUAGCAGCGUUUAAUGUAGACGGUUUGACAGUUCAUAGAUUACUUCAAUUACCUGUUGAACAUGGUCUUACUCCAAACUAUAAACAAUUGUCUGAUCAUGUGUUAAAAGUUUUACGAGCAGAUCUCAAGGAUGUUGUUCUUUUUGUGAUUGAUGAAGUGUCAAUGAUAUCUAAUUUGACUUUAAUGUAUAUACAUCUUCGAUUGUCUGAAAUAUUUAAUACUAAUGAUUGUGAAGACGGUUGGUUCGGUUGAAAGCACAUUCUUUUAUUCGGCGAUCUGCUUCAAUUACCUCCUGUACGUGAAGAUCCUAUUUUUGUACGAUUACCAAAUGACAAAAUUAAUAAAUGUGUGGGUUCUUUAACUGCUGUUAAUUUAUGGGCUACAUUAUUUGAUUAUGAUGAGUUGACGAUCAAUACGCGUCAGCAAGGGGAUGAUUCUUAUCGACAGUUGUCAAGAAUUCGUAUUGGUUUAGUGACAAAGUCUGAUUGCGAGAUUCUUGAAAAUCGAAAAAUAUCGUUUAAAGGUGAUUCUUUUGAAUCUAGAUUAAACGAAUUAUGUAAUUUUAUUAAUGAUUUUCCGUUGGACAUUAUUUGUUUAUUGCCUACUCGUCAUAUGUGUGAUGUUCUUAAUGCUGCAAUGUUAAACCGCAUUGCUUCGAAAGAGAUAUUAUUAAUUGCCGAAGACACGAUUGACUGUAUACCAUAUGUGAGAAAGAAAGUAUCAAAAGUAUUAUCGAAUAAUGAUGAUGAUAAUUCUAAAACUGCUGGACUUUCAAAAGAAAUUGUAAUUAAGAUUGGAGCAAAAGUUAUGAUAAGGCGUAAUAUUGAUGCUACCUUAGGUCUUGUGAAUGGUACAAUAGCUAAGGUAAUUUCAGUUGUACAAGAUACGUCUACCGAUGAUGUAGAAAAAGUAAAGCUUCUUUUACCAUCAGGAUUAGAAUAUUUAAUUGAAAGAGUGAGCAUUAAAUUUCAAGUGGUGGAUAGAGCGUUUGUUACUAGAAAACAAUUUCCAUUGUGUCUGAGUUAUGGAAUCACCAUUCAUAAAAGUCAAGGAUUGAGCUUACAAAGUGCUAUCAUGGACAUAGGCAACUCUAUAUUUAAUUGUGGUCAAGUUUAUGUUGCAUUAUCACGAGUAACGUCUCUAGAAGGGUUGCAUUUAAUUAACUAUGAUCCUUCGUCAGUAACAGCUGAUGAAAACGCUAUUAGGGAAUAUAAUCGACUAAGAAAUAAGUACAAACCAGAAGCAGAAAUAAUUACUGUUGCAAAAGAACGCUAUCGCAAAGUGAAAGAUGUUCAAUGGGCAUUGUCAAAAGUAAUUGCUUCAAUUCAAGAGAAUUGUCAAAAUCAAAAUCAAAAAUUACGGCAAAAUGUUGCUUGGGUUUUACAUGGUUUACAAAAUACAGACAAUGUUUCGUGUUAUGCAAAUGCAGCAUUACAAUGUCUAAUGCAUUUAAGUCCUAUUAGAAAACAAUUGGUGAAGUGUAAUAAAUCAGAUGUUUUAAGAAUGUUGAUGCAUCGAUAUGAAAAUGGAAUGUGCAAUUUGAAUACAUAUGCAGUACAGCAAUAUUUAGGAGAACCGUUUUCAAUAAAUGUAAAACGUGAUGUGUUCGAGUUUCUUACAAUCCUAUGCACUAAAUAUGAUUGUAUAAGACAACUGGUAGAGCAUCAAGUAACUUCUACUAGUCGAUUGGUUUAUGUAUUGAGGAUGGUCAUUACACGAGUAUAUGUAGAGAAGGAAUGUCUAGUAAUUGGACUGAAGCUGAUGAUGCACAAAUUAAAAAAAGACAAUAGCUUAGAGGUACCUCAUAUUUCGACUUUCAUCAGAAUCCAUCAACGUCUUAUGGAAACAGGAUCCUUCGCAAGGAGGACAACUGAUAUUCCAGGAAGGCCUAGAACAACUAGGACUCCUGCACUGGAGGAAGACGUUCUGAAUGCAAUUGAACAUCAUCCAGAAACGAGCACCAGAAAAAUUGCUGCUGACUUCCAUGUUCAAUUUGUAUUUAAUGUAUGGGUGGGAAUUAUUGGUGAUUUUUUUAUUGGUCCUGUCUUUCUUCCCUUGAGACUUAACGGUGCUUCGUAUCUACAUUUUCUUGAAGAUGAGCUACCUUUGGAAGAUAUUCCACUCAUGCUCAGAAGUAGAAUGUGA
Messenger RNA from Ooceraea biroi (clonal raider ant), 2460 nucleotides. RefSeq names its product ATP-dependent DNA helicase pfh1-like. Lineage: Eukaryota; Metazoa; Arthropoda; Insecta; Hymenoptera; Formicidae. Gene Ontology annotation, molecular function: DNA helicase activity. The record is from RefSeq and is a predicted model, not a curated record. Gene Ontology annotation, biological process: telomere maintenance; DNA repair.